UCCGUAUCGUGUUGAAGUUGUUUGGUUUGUAACUGAUGUGAAUGUGAAAUGUGGUAAUAGUAGUGAGGCACUUGGCAAUUUAAACACAUGUAAAUAAAACUAAGAUGUUAAAUAUUCAUUAUUUUUCAAUAAAAUACGCUUUGGUGAGUGAUAAAUAAACAUCCCAAACAUGCUGGGUUUUGUGAAAGUGCGGGGUUUUCGGUAAAAGUUGUCCUGUUUUCUUCGUUUUGCCAAAGUUUUUAAACUGCUUCAUUGGAAUUCGUGCCAGGAAAUCCUUUUGAAUGCAGCUUACUACUAUGUCAUAUCUAAACUCCAGUCCGACGAUCAAGGAAACCAACGAAAAUGGUUACUCUUGGUAUUCAUGUGGUUGCUGUCCUUAUGGGUACCACAUCGAUCUGGAUUUCGUACGGUACUGCGAGUCCAUCAGCAAAGAACCAGAAAGUCGUACGGGAUCGAUUAAAAGAAGGAAAGAUAGAAGAAAACAGAGGCACUCGAUGGAAGUUUUACUGGGACUCAUUCCUCCUGUAACGGCAUCGGUUGAACAAACUUAUAAGACGAUUCAAGAGCAAACAACCCCAUCGCCGAAUUACUUGAGAAGUACUACAAAUAAAUUUCCGUUUCCAACUGAUGGCUUCGAUGAUGCUGUGUCCGAUUUCGAAAGGACCUUACAAAGAUCCAAGAAAAAAGUUUCCAGUAACCUACCAGAUGUUACCGCUGUUUCAGAACAUUCACGAAGGGUUGCUUCAGCUUCCGGCCAGACCAUGCCCGUCUUACCCACGACCCACGAUGAGGUUGCAAGACAUGAUUUUGACACCGUUACCAUCGAUUCAUACGGAAUGAGUCCUUUGGCUUUGCAAAAAAUUAGGGAGCAAAUGGCUUUGAGUCUGGAGCGAACCAAGCAGUUGGAGGACCAGAUUAAGACCAUGCACAAAUUAGAGGAGGAGUUGAACUUCCUGAAGGAUGAAAAUUGUAGGUUACGAAAUAGUUUGAAGUCAGAAAACGGAAAAAAUCAAACCACAAUAAAUGACAAUUAUAUCGAACAUUACAAACGACAACGGUCUCAAUCAUUCACAAACGUUAACAAUUUGGAGAUCUCAAUGCGAAAAGAAUCAUCUCCUCCACCUCCACCGCCACGAAAAGAUUUUGGAGUAAUGUGUGGGGUGUUGACAAGAAACAUAGGAGUAGGUAACCAGACGCCUAAUACAAAGAAUGUUUCUACGGCUACUUUUGAUAAUGAAUUCGCUGAUAAGUGGCUGCCAGAAAAGGUUAAAUUUCUUAACAAUCAAAACUUGAAGUCAUCUAGUAAAAUCACGGUAUCGAAAGAAACGCAAACUGUAGGACACAAGCCAAGCACAGAUAAGGGUGUUCAGUUCCAAACGAAGAGCCCUGCUGUGCCCAAGUUCAGCACCUACACGCAAACUACAGCAACUAAAAAACAACUAGUCGAUAAAGGUAUCUUAGCCACAGUCAAAGUAUCUCAUAUUUCUGUCCAGAAAUGUGUUGAAUGUUACUCUAUAGGCACUUCAAAUGAUACAGUAAAUGAUGUCAUUUGCGAAAAAUGUAAUGCUCAAAAAAGAUCUAUAGCAGUAGGUCCUGAAUCUAAUGAAGAUAGCCAUACAUCGCCCAUAUCCUUAGCGUCCCUUAAUUUGAGAAGCAAAUCGUUCAAUAUGGGUGAAGAUCGACUUAACCUCACCACUAAAACCCGCUCCAUAGCAUCACAAUACGAAUCCAAUAGCAUCAGCAGAGCUUGUCAGGCGAAACUUAAGAAGGAUUCUUCUACGAAAUCUUGCCAAGCUGAAACGAAAAUGACUGACAAAAACACACAGUACAUAAAUUACACUGUCUCAAGGCACACCGAUACCCAAGACUUUAUAUCACCAAAGAAAAACGUCAGUUGUGAAGCAGUUGAACAAAAACCGGAAACCAUUGAGGUGGCCUGUAAUACCGCGACUGAUUUGCUGACCUGUGUCAAAUGUGAGAAAGAAAAAGAAAAGGAGGCGCUGAAGAAAGACGGAGGCAGUCCCACUCCAUCUAGAAUACCGCGACCACAAAUUCCUACUACUCCCGUAGAAAAUAGGAAGUUUAGGAGACAAGAUACUUAUACUAAAGUAUAUUCACCAACUGAGAAAGCUACAUCACCUACUAGUCCAAGAUUGUCUGGUUUAGAUCUAUCACCUAAAGUCAUAUCAAACGAUUCAAAUCCCUUAGAUAAAGUUAAAAGUAACCUGAAACUAGUAGAACCAAUUCCACAUGCUCAAAAUGGUGUCAAUUUCUCAGCGCCUAUUACCAAAGUUCAAAUCCAAGAAAUUACACUGCCAACUUCAGAAUCUGUUUUCCAACCUAUUACACAAAAUCAAAAUAGAAAAAAAGUCAUGCCAACCAAGGAAAUGCAGGGCGCAAUGAAAGUCCUGAACGACCAUCUUAUGAAGAACCCUUCCAAAAACAUCAAGAACCCUACAGCUGAAAAUAUUAUUCAAACGGAAUGGUUCAAAAUAUCCAGCUCAGUAACAGCCAAUCCAUUAGAAGUGGAGGAUUACCUGGAUGCUUUCGAAGAUGUAUCCAGCUUGUUACUGGAAUACAUAGUAAACAUGAGUGAUUAUAGUGGGAACACAGCCAUGCAUUAUGCUGUUUCCCAUGGCAACUUUGAUGUCGUAUCCAUUUUGUUAGAUUCUAAAGUUUGUGAUAUCAAUAAACAAAAUAAGGCUGGAUAUACAAGUGUUAUGUUAGUUUCUUUGGCGGAAGUUAGAUCCCAAACACAUGCCAACGUUGUCCGAAGACUGUUUCAGUUAGCUGAUGUUAAUAUUAGAGCGAAAGAGCAUGGCCAAACAGCACUGAUGUUAGCAGUAAGUCACAAUAGGUUGAACAUGGUGAAGAUGUUGUUGGAAGCAGGUGCAGAUAUAAAUAUUCAGGACGAAGAUGGCAGUACGGCCUUAAUGUGUGGUGCUGAACACGGCCAUAUCGAAAUAGUUAAACAUUUCCUUUCCCAACCAGAUUGCAAUUCGACAAUUAUAGAUAUGGAUGGCAGCACAGCUCUAGCAAUAGCUAUGGAAGCUGGUCACCGACAUAUCGGAGUUCUGCUCUACGCUCAUGAGAGGAAUAGUCAAAAGUCUCAUAACGUGAAGUUAAAAAAAGCAAAAUCAACAAAUAGUCCGAAAACCCCUUCCUCACCACUGGCUGCAAGAAGUAGCCAUCGUGCCUUAACAGAUACGAAACCUAAAUAGUACUAACCCAUUUUUAACUGUGUUUUAACUUAAGGAGGUAAUGCGUGUUGUAUGUUCUGUUAACCAUUGUAAUCUAUUCAUAUACGAUGGUUCUAGAUUUUUGGCAUGUAAAAUGCAGAUUUGUUAACUCUCAUAAAGAGAGGGAACCUAGAGUUAUUCAUCCGAUCCAAACAACUCUAUCUAGAUAAGAAUGUUCUUAUGGAACGGAAAAGGAAUCUUAGAAAAGAAUCUUAGUCAAUAUAAUUCAAGAACCAAGUUUGUAGAUAUUAAUUUUGUUAUUGAAUUGUAUGUCCUACGCAGGUCAAAAAUCUAGGUAUUCAAUAAUCAAUAUUUAUGAUUCAACGAAGUGUAAGAACGAUUGAUUAAAUAGUUUUUGUAGUAUUUUGUACGAUAUGACUAUUGGACGGUAGCUAGUCCGUAUUAGAGUAGUAUAAUUGUUGAUAUUUUAUUAUUAAAAUUUAAAAUUUGAGACAUUUGUUACUGUAUUGUUAUGAUAUUCAUAGAUGAACGAUUAUUGUCAUAAUAUUAAAAAAAACCUUCUGUUAUAAACAUGAUUACACAGAAAUGGAUCCAAAUUAAGCUUCAGUGACAAAUGUAUCUGGAACAUUUGACCCAAAGAAGCAUUUGUAUUUCAAUUUGUAUUAUUGACUAGAAUGGAACAUCUACCUAUAAGUUUCCAGUUUGCCAGAGGCUUACUUGAUAAAAUUCAGAAGAAUAAAAUUUUGGUUUUUUAUUUUUUAACAGAUUAAGUGCCAGGCGUUUUUUCUAUAAAUUCAAAAUAUUUUAUUUGUCUACCCAAAUGUGACAAAACACUCGAAUGUUUGCUUGUAUCCACCUAAUUGUGUGUACAAUAAUGAUUUCUUAAUUAAAUUAGUGGGAAGACAUCUGUGGUUGAAAUCGAAAACUACAACCUGCAAUUAUAUUACAGACCCCUAUACUACGUAUUGACCUAAUGAAAUAG
This is a messenger RNA of Diabrotica balteata, 4182 nucleotides long. The record is from the annotation of a GenBank genome assembly. NCBI's taxonomy places the organism in Eukaryota, Metazoa, Arthropoda, Insecta, Coleoptera, Chrysomelidae.